This is a messenger RNA of Homalodisca vitripennis (glassy-winged sharpshooter), 690 nucleotides long. Its product is annotated as galactose-specific lectin nattectin-like. The coding region runs from base 82 to 552 and encodes 156 amino acids. Gene Ontology annotation, molecular function: signaling receptor activity; carbohydrate binding. The transcript is spliced from 4 exons. Gene Ontology annotation, cellular component: external side of plasma membrane. Gene Ontology annotation, biological process: biological process involved in interspecies interaction between organisms. NCBI's taxonomy places the organism in Eukaryota, Metazoa, Arthropoda, Insecta, Hemiptera, Cicadellidae. The record is from RefSeq and is a predicted model, not a curated record.
AGCGAUUGUCUUAUCUAUGUUUGGCUUCUCUUGUCUUGGCUUGCAUUGAUCUCAGAGCUUGUGAUCCGGACAGAAAACGCCAUGGAUGUGUCUCCACUUCUUGUAUUGCUGACAGGAUUUGUCUUUGUCUUCGGCUUAAUAGAUGAUAUCACAGGAAAGAAGAAGUAUGAAGCUGUCAUCACAAUUCCGCAGCUGAACUGGGUCGCCGCCUACCAAUACUGUCGGAGAGAGGGUGGCCAAUUGGCGACCAUCACCUCGAAGGAGAAGAACGAUGGCUUUAUCAUUGAGCUUAACAGGAUUCGCGGAUCCCUUGGAAACCCUGAACACUGCUACUGGAUAGGACUCACCAGUCUGGCCAACUUCAACUAUUGGUAUUGGAUGUCGACGGGGAAGGCCCUGGUUGACUUUAACGCUUGGGACUCCGGCGAACCUAAAUCGCAUACCGGGAGCCUCCGUUGCGCCUCUGCCGGCUAUAAAUCCGAAACAUCUUGGUUCUGGCAUUCCGCAAACUGCGAGAAUAUUUGUUACUUCGUCUGCGAAUAUCAAGGCUAAACUAUUUACUUUACUCUGGAGAAGUUAAUUUCUAAGUGCCUUACUAGCUUUUUAUUUUUUAAAUGUGGAACUAUUAGGGACAAUUUUCUUUAUUAUUACCUAUUAUUUAGCGGUACAAUAUAAUACUAUACAAACUUG